AUGGGUGUGCCGAAUCAUAACCUCGACGCUCUCGAAGAGCAGCGCCUUGCGCUAGAAGACAACAUCCUCCAGCUCGAAAAAUCACUCUACCACUGGCGUACCUGGGAAGCAGAGUACGACGGCGUUCGCGAGGAGAUUAGCAACCUUGAAGAUGACGCCUCUACCGAAGACUUCCUCGCCGUUGCCACGGAGUUCGGCGAUGUACUGGUGGACGAGAAGGAAAUGCACAAGAUGCUUGGGGCGCAAGGUGUCACACGGUCUCGCGGGCAGGUGGUCGAUAUUCUCGGCCGACGAAUCGACUACGUUAAACAGAAUGUGUCUACAAUGGAAAAGAGGCUCCGAAAGGCCCAGGAUGAGCGGGACGUUUUGGACAUGAACGAUCUGCCUCCAACGCAAGAGGGCUCGGACUUCCCUAUGCAGGAGAUCAUGGAGGAGCUUGACGAGGAUGGAAAUGUCGUCUCAAGCUCCAUCAACGCGCCAGGAAACCAGGCGUCGGAGUUACUUGAAAUGUUGCAAAAGGCUGGCGUCAAGGAUGUCUCGGAAACUGAGGCCGCGGAGACUGCCGCCCCCAAGCCCAAAGCCGAGGGUGCUGCCGCAGCACCAAGCACUUCGAAAGUGACAGAAGAGCAAGAGGACACCACAACCCGCCAAAGUUCAGCCCCAACGCCAAACGGUAUCUCCGCACGUGAAACAAAUGCUGCUCAGCCUCAGUCUGUGGUGACCGAUGAAGAUCGCAAGCAACCGCCUGUCACUGAUGUGGACGAGUCUCUUGAAGAAGCAAAACUCCGUCGUGAAAUGCUCGAGUAUGGAAUCAACGAGGUUGGCGCUAUUGUCGCAGAACUGGAAAUGGAUGAGUCUGGGAGCGACAUCUCAUUCGACGAAGAAUACGACUAUGAUGAUGAUUACGAGGAAGAUGAGGAUGAGCACGGCAGGUCUCGCACGCAUUUGCCAGCGGAUUAUCACAAGGAGAUGAUCGAGCUGGAAGCCAAGCUCAACGCCAGAGGCUUGAUGAACAUGGGCAAAGACACCGAGACCUUCCCUGAAGAGGUGCAGAGGGAAAUCGAGGCCCCUGCUGAGGUUUCGACCGAGUCAUCUACUAAGGAAAAGAAGCCCAAAAAGCGGGUUGCCUUCGCAGAGGAUCUUGACAUCGCACCAGCCAAAGAGUCUCCAGCCGUUGCCGAUGAGCCUCCCGUACUCGCCGAUGCCAUCGUUGAACGGAAAACCCAAUCUCAAGUCCCAGAACCAUCCACCACCCCGGCUGUUCCUAAGAAGACUUCACGAUUCAAGAGUGCGCGUAUCAAUUCUUCGGCUACCGCUGAACCCGUGACCACUGGUGCUUCUUUCGCAAACCCCUCACAGAUUACCGAGUCUCGUCUUCGCAAGCAAGCCAACACAACCCCAUCCGCAGCACCACCUGCGCUCUUCCCUGCGACACCAAAAGAGCCCAAGCCAUUCUCUGCUCCAAUCCCCGAUAUCGUCGAGAAGCCCGUGGUCCCACAACCGCCUCAGGACCGCACUCUAGCCGAGAAUGUGCUUGAGAGACAGGUCAGAUCAGGGGCGGCCAAGGCCCCUGAACUCGAUCACUACGACGAAGAACUCCACCAAAAGCAGAUUGCGUCAGAGUUCUUCCACAUGCAGAACCGCCUGAAGGGGACUCCCAAGGAAGAGGAACAGCAGGUUCUUCCCCCCGACCCAGAAGAGCCGCCAAAGCGAGUCAGCAAAUUCAAGGCUUCGCGACUCGGAUGA
This is a messenger RNA of Penicillium brevicompactum, 1746 nucleotides long. Its product is annotated as prefoldin-like protein. The transcript is spliced from 2 exons. Bases 1 to 1746 code for a protein of 581 amino acids. Gene Ontology annotation, biological process: negative regulation of phosphatase activity; negative regulation of transcription by RNA polymerase II. Lineage: Eukaryota; Fungi; Ascomycota; Eurotiomycetes; Eurotiales; Aspergillaceae. Gene Ontology annotation, molecular function: phosphatase inhibitor activity; chromatin binding; transcription corepressor activity. The record is from RefSeq and is a predicted model, not a curated record.